Molecule: messenger RNA, 1515 nt
Organism: Babesia sp. Xinjiang
Lineage: Eukaryota; Apicomplexa; Aconoidasida; Piroplasmida; Babesiidae
Product: putative CCA tRNA nucleotidyltransferase 2
Exons: 8
Coding region: 1-1515 (504 amino acids)
Biological process (GO): tRNA 3'-terminal CCA addition
Molecular function (GO): RNA binding; ATP:3'-cytidine-cytidine-tRNA adenylyltransferase activity
Source: RefSeq, a predicted model, not a curated record
AUGUCGGAGAAUCCAAAAUCAUUUGAAGCAGGCGAGUCCGAUGGGUCAUGUCUUAUUACUGCCAAUCUUUAUCGCAAAGGAUCAAGUGACCAUGGCAAACACACUAUUCAAAUUGAAGUUACCAGAGAAGAAAGGGAAUUGUUCAAUUUGCUGAAAGAUUGUGUGGCUUAUAGUGGGCUAAAUAUUGAGUUGAGGGUUGCAGGCGGUUGGGUUAGAGACAAGUUACUCAAAGUUAGCAGCCACGAUAUAGACAUAGCCUUGGAACAUUUCACUGGAGUUGAAUUCUGUAAUUAUCUCAACGCAUUUACUGAAAAAAAUUACGGCUUCCAUAAAACGGUAGGUGUUGUGAAGAGGAGACCGGAACAAUCGAAGCACCUCGAAACUGCUACCUUGAGCAUUCUGGGACUAAACAUUGAUUUUGUGAAUCUUAGGAGUGAAGAUUAUGCAAGCGAUAGUAGGAUACCGGUAAUGAAGAUUGGCACACCAUUCGAGGACGCAAUGCGGAGAGAUUUCACUAUCAAUGCAUUGUUCUAUAACAUUUCGAAAAAUGCGAUUGAGGACUAUACAGGUAAAGGUAUUGAAGACCUCCACUCCGGUAUUAUACGAACCUGCUCCCCUGCGUUCGGCACAUUUAUUGAUGACCCUCUGAGAGUCAUCAGAGCAGCACGAUUUUCUGCACGAUUGGGAUACAAGUUAGACGAUGAAAUUAUAGCUGCAGGUUCACAUCCCGGUGUUCUCGAGCAAUUGAAGUCUAAGGUUGCGAGAGGCAGAAUCGCACAGGAGCUUGAAGACAUGCUAACCAAAGGGGACGUAACGAAUGCCUUCGAAUUGAUGAAAAUAUUUGGGGUUCUUCCGAUAUUAGUCAGAGAACAGGAGGGAGAUGCCCCUUCUGAUGGACAGAUUGACUCCGGGUGCCAAACGAUGGCUUCCGUACGAGAAUGUUUGAAAUGUAUCGAUUGGAGUCAAAUAAACGAAAAAUUCUUGUAUAUGGCCGCUUUCUGUGCGCCACUCAUUGUGGAACCAAAAAUUGACAAAUGUACCUAUAUUGAGCACGUCAUCAAAUCGCGUCUCAAACUUCCAAAUAAGGUGGCGUGCGGGGCUGCCAUUAUAGUGGAGGGGAGCCAAGAAUUUGCGGAAGUUGUGAACGAUCUGCCUGCACACGCCCUGGAUCUUCGAGAAUCGUUAGGAACUAUUGUACGUCACAUAGGUCCGCUAUGGAAGGAGGCGUUGUUGCUUUCCAUGGCAAUGGAAACUUUAGGCUCAAAAUCGUACGAGGUAACUCAAAAGUACAAAAAUAUUUUGGACACCGUUUUUCAAUUGGGAAUCCACGACGCGUAUGCAUUAAAGGCUCCUAUAACUGGAAAGGAGUUGAUGGACCUCCUGCCUGGGCUUUCGCCGGGGCCAAAGUUCAAGGAGGCACUAGAUUUCCAGAUCAAACAGCUAUUGAGAGUGCCAACUCUAACUAAAGAAGAACUUUUAGGGGCAAUUGCCAAUGUGUUUAAGAAUAAAUUGUGA